UUAACUGACUUAGCAUGAAAAGCUUUAUUAUUAAUAUCCUGUGUUUGGCUUUUUGAUGACUAAACCUUUUUUUUUUUUUUUAGCUAAAAGGGUCUCAGUUCCGAAGAGGGUAACUGUUCUUUCUACAGUGUCAGCUCCAACAGUUCAUAGCAAUCGUAUCCUGCUGCCUGUUGUUGGUCAGUCUAAGCCACUCUGUUUCGACGUUCCUCUUCCUCACAAACUGAGACUCCUACAAGAUUCAGCUUCAGAGUUCUCUAUGAAUGGAGAAUCCCUGACUGGACAAACUGGAUUCAAUCAAAUUGCCUUACAUUACAAAACAAACCAUCAUCUUACUAUAAAAACAACGUCUAUCAGAUACCAUGAUGGCCAGAAUCAAGUUGAGUUCUUGUGGGGCCAGGAACUGACUCAAAACAAUACUGAGGGCGUUUCUCUGAUUCUACGGAGCAAUGAAAUAGACGUCACCAUGGGAAAUAUUCACAUCGUUAUUCUUCUCCAUAAGGAAAAAAGGGACAUGUUUCUGUGGCCUGCUGUACAGCAAGAGUCAAAAGAUGUCAGUUCGACAGGCGUUUUAGGAAAAACUGAUGCUUCAUAUGAAGAGAUUCAAGGAUCACAAACACCAACUUUAAAGAUAAAGGACCAGGAAGUGAGCGCUAGCUGGGUGGACAUCACAGACUACAGACAUUCUUCAAAGCCGGUUAUCCAAUGCUGGCUUGUCUCGUUCUACGCUGUGAUGCAGAGGGACAUUUCUGAUUUCUCUGUCACUAAGCUGUAGAGUUCAAAGCUGGCAAAUGUAUUUCUAUGUAAAACCCUUGCUGAUGUUUUUGUUGAGUGUAUUUUUUCUGUCAUUGACAAACAUGAUAUCUCUGACACACCUCAGCAUUUCAAUAAAUUCAUCAACAUAAAAACAA
Molecule: messenger RNA, 908 nt
Organism: Carassius carassius (crucian carp)
Lineage: Eukaryota; Metazoa; Chordata; Actinopteri; Cypriniformes; Cyprinidae
Exons: 6
Coding region: 56-772 (238 amino acids)
Biological process (GO): hyaluronan metabolic process
Molecular function (GO): serine-type endopeptidase inhibitor activity
Source: RefSeq, a predicted model, not a curated record